UUUAUUUGUCAAUCAUAAUAUCGUCGCCACUCAAGGGAGUUCAUUCGACGAUCGUGUUCAGAAUCUGUUCAGACGUUGCAAUGACGUAAAAUCAAAAGAACAAGUUAUGCUUGUCCCUUGGAACCAUGGUGAACAUUGGAUGUUGCUUAUUUUGGCACCAUAUGCAUAUCAUGUUUAUUGUUGUGAUCCGGUGAAUUCAGAGCUAAAUAACCGUGAGGAGAUUGUAUCAGUGAUCGUCAGCGCUUUCAAUCUUUUUUUCUCUAUGAAUCUUCCUGAUGUCAAGAUCCCUGAUACUCUACGCAUUAAGCAACCUCAGUGUCCACACCAACCGGACAAUGUGGCAUGUGGAUACUACUUAAUGAGGAUGUUGAAGGAUUUGAUUGAACAUGCGAGUCCUGGGCAUUACUUGAGAACGCUAACAAGCACAUCAUAUACAGAGGCACAAAUUGAUGAGUUGCGACAAGAAUGGGUGACAUAUAUGUUGCUGAUAAUCCAAAGUUACCGACCUCGUUGAUAGGUUUUUUUUUUUAUUUUUUAACUCUUUCUUCAUACACAAUGCAAUAUUUGUUCAUUUUGAAUAUUUCUAACAAAUAUUGUAUUUCUUGUAUAUAUCUAACAAAUAUAUUUUUUCUUUCAAUUUAAUUGAUUAUUAAAUUAAUUUAAAUUUAGA
This is a messenger RNA of Humulus lupulus (European hop), 670 nucleotides long. RefSeq lists its product as uncharacterized. The transcript has 4 exons. The record is from RefSeq and is a predicted model, not a curated record. The coding region runs from base 107 to 514 and encodes 135 amino acids. Lineage: Eukaryota; Viridiplantae; Streptophyta; Magnoliopsida; Rosales; Cannabaceae. Gene Ontology annotation, molecular function: cysteine-type peptidase activity. Gene Ontology annotation, biological process: proteolysis.